AUGUCUGCGUAUCCUUACAGCUCCGGUUAUGUCCCGUACAACUACACAGCGCCGUGUAACUACACUUACACUGGCUACUUGGCGACUGUGCAGCAGUAUUGUGGGCCAUACCUGGAUGGUCUCCAAACGUGUACGUCGGACACAGUGACACCGUUUAUGCGCCUCGAGGCUGCAAGUCAAGUCAGCGAUUGUAUGUACUGGAUAAAUUGGGCUCUUCAUCAACCAAAUUUCACAUACGAUGCUACCAAUGCGACGUGGAACUCUCCAGCUGUGCCCAAGACUAACACUUCAGCUACUUGUAACUACCCAACGUUCUUACCGAUCGCGGAAACGGCUUGCGCCUGGGACUUCUCACAGUGGAAUUCAAUACAAUCCAACACUUCUUGUGACUAUAACGUAGCGGAAGCAGACUGGGGCCCUGGAAGAUGCGUCAGCGAAGCUACUGUUCAGUACGUCCGUUGCACCAUCCAGGAACCCACGGCCAAUGUUGCUUCUUGCAUCGAAGCGAAUGCACAAAAGGCUGACUGGCUACCACAACUGGAAGAGUACGGCGGUGCAGCCUCCUGCGGCUAUCCCAAGAACGUCGUCUUAAUCAUCCUCGGCCUGGGACUCCUGCGAGGUAUAUGCGAAGCGUUCAUCCACCCUUGGAUCAAAUAUCACGUCAAGAAUGCCUGGAGAAAGUAUCGAAAGAAAGAUCCGGACCCAACCCUAUUCUGGGACGCCGCCCGCCGAGCCCCUAGAUUCUUCAAUCUCAAGGCUAUGAUGGUCGUUCACGCCGUAGGAAGAGAGCUCCUCCGAUGUUAUCUAGCCGCCGUCUACAUGCGCAAAGACAACUCGAACCUCUUAGCUCCAACUUUCUUCCGAAGCUUUGUCCUCAACGCCGUCCUUCCCCGCUUUGCGCCAUUCACGGGUCUCUUCGGCUUGAGACAACCAUGGACUCAAGCAGGCUUCGCCGAUCUCUUCGUCGACGGCGUCUUCUCUUUCGUAGCCGGCUCGUUCGUCGGAUUCGGAUCUUACGGCGACGUGCCAAAUCAGAAUCCGCCAAAUCCAGCUACACCCCAGCAUGCCUUGAAGAUCAUGGAGAUUGGCGCACUCAUGACAGUUGCGCCUACCUACCUGUUCUUCGUUUUUCUCUUCUUGUUCUCCUUGCGCAAGGGUUGUAUCCAAGGAAUCUUCACGGUCUUCAUCUCUUUGAUAAUGGUUGGAAUCUUGCUGUUGUUACUACCCAUCUUCGCGCUCUGGGAAUUCUAUGCCGCUAUCCGACACCAAGUUCGUCCUUUUCAAAACGUCCGAGCACUACAACCGAUCAGUAUCGAUUACAAGAGUUUUAGGGGCGUCUAUUACUUUAUGAUAUUCUUUAGCUGGGUCAUCAAUAUCGGCAAUUGGCUAUUUUGGGCCAGCUACCUUAAGUUGGGAGGCGAUUUGUGGUGUCCUAAUAAUGUUGAUUCGGUGGUGAAGAUUUGGGUGUUGAUUCCGUUUGCUGUGGAUGUGUUUUUUGCUCUGUUUGCGAUCGUCACGACGGAUACGAUUGAGGAUGAAGAUAAGAAUGAGAGGACGGUUAUAUAUGUUUUAUCGCAGCCUCCCGCGGGAAUGCCGAUGGGGGAGAGUAAGGUGCGGGAUUUCAGCGAUAGGCCGGUCUACUAA
Molecule: messenger RNA, 1644 nt
Organism: Mollisia scopiformis
Lineage: Eukaryota; Fungi; Ascomycota; Leotiomycetes; Helotiales; Mollisiaceae
Exons: 5
Coding region: 1-1644 (547 amino acids)
Source: RefSeq, a predicted model, not a curated record